Messenger RNA from Vicia villosa (hairy vetch), 834 nucleotides. RefSeq lists its product as uncharacterized. The transcript has a single exon. Bases 1 to 834 code for a protein of 277 amino acids. The record is from RefSeq and is a predicted model, not a curated record. NCBI's taxonomy places the organism in Eukaryota, Viridiplantae, Streptophyta, Magnoliopsida, Fabales, Fabaceae.
AUGGAAGAAAUAUUUCUCGAGGCAAAGGAAAAUUUAAUCCAACUAGAGAUACAGGGUGAAAAUACAGCUCUACCGGAGGAGGAGUUGGUAAUUAAGAGAGAUACUUCAACAAAACAACACGAUCUCAAGAGACUAAAUUGUAAAAUUCAGUGGCAAAAGGCUCGGUCGAGAUGGUUAAAGGAAGAGGAUGCAAAUACUAAAUAUUUCCAUAGUUUCAUAAAUAAGAGAAGAAAAGACAAUGAAAUCUUGAGUCAGUUAGUGAAUGAAAGAAGGAUAACGGAGGCGAAGGAAAUGAAAAAUGAGAUCUUUGAGGACUUUAGACGUCACUACUCAGCUGGUGGUGUAAGAGUGAUCUCGGAGAAUAUUAACUUUAAAAUAAUUGGAGCCGAGCAUAUUGUAAACCUGGUGCAAGAAUUCUCGGAAGCGGAAGUUCGAAGAGCGGUGUGGGAAUGUGAUGGUGACAAAAGCCCAGGACCGGAUGAAUUGAACUUUGGUUUUUUGAAAGAAUUCUGGGAUGAAAUCAAACAUGACUUCAUGAGGUUAAUUGCUGAAUUCCAUGAGAACGAAAGAUUGGUGAAGGGUGCCAACAACUCCUUCGUUAUAUUAAUACCAAAGAAGAGAAAUAUGAUGCAAGUCUCAAAUUAUAGGCCAAUAUCGUUUAUAGGGUGCAUUUACAAGGUGCUUUAUAAAGUCCUAACUAAUAUAAUUAAAAAAGUGAUAAGUAUGGUGAUUUCAGAACCUCAGUCUGCCUUCAUAUCCGGUAAUCAGAUCCUCGAUGGGAUUCUAUUUGCAAACGAAAUCGUUGACGGAGCUAGGAAACAGAAAAAGUGUUAA